CAGAGUCACAGUCAGUCAGGGCUGAUCCCUCCGCCCGCUGCGCCCGAGGAGAGGAGAGGAGACACGGACAGGCUCGCGUCCGGGGUGCUGGAGACCCACCUCACCACACACAGUCUCCAAGGACAACACUAAGGCCCCAGGACUGAGGAAAUCGCAAAGCCGACACGGAGACACCAUCCGGACACGAAGCUGAAAAGGGGGACGUCUCCUCUCCAUCGCCUUUUUGCGCACGACCACCCAUUAAAAAACCCCUCUGGACCAGCGCCGCCAGCAAGCGAUGCACCUUGAUGCCAAGACAACGGUCACUCCGAUCGGUUUUUGUUUGUUUUUUUAGCGCAUCAUUCUUAAGCAGUCCUUCCAGAGUCGAUCAUAACAGUACGGACACUGUGUUGACACACACACACAUGCAUUGAACGGGUUUCUUCUUCAUGAGAAUAUAUCCUUAUGGCCUGAAACUGACAUAAACUAUUAAAUCCGUCGCAUUCACUCUGGACUGACGCCUUUUUCCUUAUCCUCGCAAGACUUGACUUUUCUGCUUUCUCCAACACUGUCAUGCGUGUCCAGACAACAGUCUGAUGCUUUCAGACAGCAGUAGAUUAUUCAGCCACUGGUGACAGUGUCUUCUUACAGGUCCUUUUGCAUAAUCUGCCGGGCCUUGCUUAAAAAACUGACUCCUUAUUUUGCAAUCCGAAGGAUUUGGAGCAAACAAUCCCCCCCUGGAAAGUUUAAGGUGGAGACCAGUGCUGGGCCAUAACACAUCCAGGAGCUUUUACAAAAGAUUGCAGGCUCCGGUCCGCAUGCCGUCAUGCUGUCCUUAGACGAGCCGCUGGACCUGAAAGUGCCGAGGGGGCGGAUCAGUGGGCGGGACAGAGGUGCCAGGUCUCCGCCCACUCUCACUCCCUUUCCCAUUCACGCCAAGGGGGCGGGGCAACUGCGAAUGGCAGACGACGGAACCGCCGUCAUCGUUCCAGCAUCUCCUGCGUCUCCACACACAGCAGGUGUCCUGCAGGACAAGUCGGAGACCCCCACACCACCCGCCGUGGACCUCAGCAUGUCCCCGUCCUCCCGAAACACCGCCUGCUCUCCGGAUCUCUCCAAUGGAAAUGGAUCAACUCACAUUUUCCCCGGGGACUCGGCUCAUAUCCGUUAUGUGGAGGGAGGGGCCACGUCUCAAGCGUUCCAGUUCUUCGUGCCCAUUGGAGGUGGAGGAGGGCUUCACCUGCCUUCAUCGAUGUUCAUUCGGCAGCCCAAGGACACGAGAGCUUCUCCAGACCUCUCCGCAGAUGAACAGCUGGCCUGUCGCUGGAGAAAGUGCCACCUAUUUUUUGACUCCUUGCAAGACCUGGUGGAUCACGUCAAUGACUUCCACGUGAAGCCUGAGAAGGAUUCUGGGUACUGUUGCCACUGGGAGGGAUGUGCACGGAAAGGACGGGGAUUCAAUGCCAGGUACAAGAUGCUGAUACACAUCCGCACUCACACCAAUGAGAAACCUCACCGCUGUCCCACCUGCAACAAGAGCUUCUCCCGACUUGAGAACCUCAAGAUUCACAACCGUUCGCACACAGGAGAGAAGCCCUACAUCUGUCCUUACGAAGGCUGCAACAAGCGCUACUCCAAUUCCAGUGACCGUUUCAAACACACGCGCACACAUUAUGUGGACAAGCCCUACUACUGCAAGAUGGUGGGCUGCUUGAAACGGUACACGGACCCCAGCUCCCUGAGGAAGCAUAUCAAGGCUCAUGGGCACUUUGUAGCCCAGGAGCAGGGAGGCCCAGGUGGGGUGGGCUCACUGAUGAAGCCGGGGCAGAUAGCAGGGGCAGGGAAAGAAUCCGAGCUGACUUACGUCAGUGGGGCCCACAUCAUCAUUCCUGGUGCUGCCGCUGCUCUCCUGGGUGGUCACGGUCUGCCGGGUCUCGGAGGCUCCCUCCCCUUGUCCCCACUCAGUCCCCGCCCCUUGGACUUGAGCACGCUGGGCUGCCCAAGCUCCCCUCCAGCUGGGCUUGGGGGGACGUCCAUCCUGUCCUUCGGUGGCUCCCCGCUUGGCCUGGCCAAGUCACCUUUGCUGUCUCCUACCUUCUCAUCUUCCACGUUGGGGUUGCCCAUGGUGCCUAUUUUGGGCUCAGAGCGCAGGGACCAUAGCAAGGGCAAGGCCAGAGGCGAGGAGGGUGAGGACGAGAUCCACGGCGGAGUUCUCAACUUGUCUACGGGGGCGUCCCACGACCCUCUGUCUUGGGUUGUCAUCCCUUCUGGUCCGGUGGUGCUGAAGCCAGCUGUGGUCAACUGAGCGCCACAUUCCAGAGGAACGGCAGGGGAAGGGUGGGGGUGGAACAGGGGUCAGAGGUCAGAGGCAAGCCUAUGGGGGGUUUUCACAAAGCAAAUGCAGUUCUGCUUGGAGGUGACACCAUAUUCAACUUUUAACGCUACUUCAGUUCUCAUUUUUACCUUCUGGUUGGACACAGCUACCUGUUUCUUGUGGUAAUAGGGAUGGUAUCUUAAAGUGAAAUUAGUGUAACAAUUCAGAAAGGGGCCAAACAUUCACCUCCAUUCCAUUCUUUAUCUUUCUUGCUUAUCUUAUUAUCAGGGUUGUCCAGUCAUGCUUCUGGAAGGACACCUUCUUGGAGAGUUAGGCACUUAACACACCUGCUUGGAAGUUUUAAGUAGUCCUGAUGCGCUUGAUUAACUGAUUCAGAUGUGUUUAAUUAGGUUUGGGGCUAAACAAGUGGUAGGCAAUUCUGGUCCUUGAGGUCCACUGUCCUGCAGAGUGUAGUUACAACCCUAAUCAAACAUGCAAACUAAACUAAUUGAGGUCUUCAGGAUUACUAGGAAAUUAUAUGUAGGCUAAACUCUAAAUUAUUGGAGCUAAACUCUGCAGGACAGUGGAAUUUAAGGGUUGCCCAUCCCUGGUCUAAACUUUGCUGGAAACUGGCCCUCCAGAAGCAGCUUCGGACGGCAAGUCUUACACACUUCUUUUUCUGUUUUAUGAGAGCACUGAUCUAAACGGCAGACUUCGGAAUCUGUGCCCUUGCUUCAAGAGACAGUUGUAUUUAUGCGUAAGCAAAACUUUUGGACGACAGUGUACGCAACACACUAAAGACACAGAUGUAUGCUAUUAUUCUUCAGGAACUGACCUUCAAGCCAUUCCGUGCGUUAUGAAAAGACCUCCGAGCGUAGCGAGCUAGAGAUCUUUAAGGCUAGAUCGCAUGGGCUUGGUCUGGUUUGCAUAGGGGUGCUGAGGUCAUAGGUCAGCUGAGAGCAGUCUUGCCAUCAAUCAGCAUCUGCUGUACCCUUUAGACUAGUAGUGUCCAAUUCUGGCCAUGGAAUGCCACUUUCCUGUGGAGUAAGUUCCUGCACACCUGGCUCUAGUUUCUAGUGAUCCUGAAGACCUUGAGUAACUGGUGUAGGUGUGUUUACUUAGGGCAGGAGUAGGCAAGUUCAGUCCUAGAGGGCCACUGUCCAGUUUCACUCCAGCCCUUACCUGCUUAUAGCCUUAAUCAGGGGUGCCCAAGCUCAGUCCUGGAGGGCCGGUGUCUUGCAGAGUUUAGCUCCAAUUUGCCUCAACACAUCUGCUGGGAAGUUUCUAGUAUGCCUAGUAAGAGGUUGAUUAGCUGGUUCAGGUGUGUCUAAGUGGGGUUGGAGCUAAACUCUGCAGGACACUGGCCCUCCAGGACCGAGUUUGGGCACCCCCGGCCUUAGUAAUCCUGAAGACAUUGAUUAGCUUGUUCAGGUGGGUUUGAUUAGCGAUGGAGCUAAGCUCUGCAGGACAGUAGCUCUCUAGGAUCGAACUUGCCUACCCCUGAUUUAGGGCUAGAGCUAAACUCUCCCAGACAGUGGGAGCAGGAGUGGAAUGGACACCCCUGCUUCAGACUGUCCAGAGUCCCACCGCCGGUUAGCGGGCUCCUUCUGCAUCCCUUGCAAGUGAACUAAAUGCUAUUGCAAGCUAUAUGACAAACCUUGCAUUUGCUGCUAGCUGUGUCACUGCAAUGUAAGCAUAGAUUUUUGAAUAAGUAUGAACGACAAUCUGUCCUCUGAGGAGGAGGAAAUAGAAACCUUGAGUAGCUCUAUUUUGUUGAAUAAGAGAUUUACAGACACAAGGCUCAGACUGACUGAGUUUUAAGUCAUACAAGGGCACAAACUCACCAAGCGGUCAUGCUAACGCCCCAUAGGACAUGGCACCGUUGUAAACAGUGCCAUCUUCUGGUCAUCAUUUGUACUGCACACUACUAGCUGAACCAAGGGCCAGAUUUAACAGUAUUGUCCUGCUUUGCAGCAUACUAGCACGGCAGGGUAGAACAAAGAACUUUUGGCUGAUGCAGAAUAGUGGAAUGUUUAAAAAAAUCGUUAUCCACAACCUAGUGAACAUGCUGACACAUGCAGUGCACCAGUUUGGGUGCACUGCAACGAUUAAGGGCCUAGUUUGGUUAAAAUAACUUUGCUUUCACAGUUUGCCCCAUAUUAAAUCACUCAAAUCAUAUACCCAGAGAUUAAAGUAGGGACUUGAUGAUAAAAUGCAGAAAGCGCUAUUCAGGUGGCCAAAAGAUAGCAUUUUGAUUUAAGACCCUUUCACAUGACCCACAUCAACAUUCUCCAAUGCAUCAAACUGUUGAAGUUUCAGCAUUACUCCUGACGUCACCUGACACAAAUGGAGUUGUAGGCGAUGCUCCAAGUACUAAAAAUUUCAAAUUUGACCCUAUUUGCCAUGAGUUUCCCCAGUUGCAUGAUGUGCCAUUAUGUGAUACAUGAAAAUCACUGCUAUAUUUCAUGCACAAAACAACCUUUAAGGCACAUAAUCAUAUUCUAACUUUUAUGAUGUUAUCUGAAACGCCAAAGUGGUGUAUGAUUCUUGUGUUGAAAGGUGCACUGAGAUCCUGAAGUGGGUCAUGUGAGAGAGACUUGACACAGUCUUUGUUAUCCUCCAUUGAUGAUCGACCUAUCACAAUCAAGACCUCAUUCAGAUUAAAAUAACAUUUUUGAUUAAGUCUUCUCUCCUGAACUCAGGCGCGCAACAGUCUCUGUCUUCUCAGGAGAAGUACUUCUGUAACGGAGAUGACAUACUUAGAGCAUCUCUCUUAGUAAUGUCCAUUACUUAAAGAUUGGGAGAAAUAUUUUUUAGAGAACAAACGAAUGUAAUGUAAAAACAUUCCGACUAAAACAGUCGCACUUCCUUAAAGCAUGUACCCUGCCCUCCCCUCCAAACCAUUUUUACACUCAGAGUCUUAUUCCAUAAUUAUUUUUGUUUUAUUGUUUGUGGAAACUAUACAGUUAAUGCUAUUUUGUUUUACUGACUUUUUUGGUUUUGUUUUGUUUAUGGACGUGACAUUUCCUGAUGUUGAAGUUGCUUCGUUUCUGCUAUCGCUAUUUUGUGUUCGGCUUUCUCCAGCUAGUGAACCACGAGGAAAGAGAGAGAAAUGACAGGAUAUCGUGACCGAUAAGGGUUUGAAUAAGAAACCCUAACAUUUAGCCCAUAAUGAUGUUUGAAGUUUACAUACAUCUGUCCUGCAUAAUGGACAUUCAACCAAUGUCCACAAUGGAUGUCCAACUGAACCUAAAAUCUGAGAAUUACUGGGUGAAAUUGAAAAAAAAAAAUGCACAGCAAGUGCUUCCUUCAUUCGCUCUAGCAUCACUGCUAGAAAAAAUGCCACCACUGUCCAUGUCUUGACUGUGCGCCAAGUUUCAAAAGUAGGCCGCCAACCCUUACACGGCCCCAGAUUAUUUUUAUUUAUUCAGUUAGUGCCAAGAAUAGGCUAACCUUGUCCUUCUACAAAACAUGCAGUAAUCAAACACAAUCCUCUCAGAUUUGGAGAGCUUUGACAUCAGCAUGUAUUUAGGAGACUUUACCGGAAAUGACGUUUAUUAACCCUUGCAUCUUUCCGACAAAUCUGAAAUCUUUGUCCACCUUCUCCUACUUGCUUUCCUCAUGUCGUUGGCUGGAGAAAGCUGAUUCUGACACAGACCUGUCAAGGUCUACAUCAAUGUUCAAUAUCAGAUAAGCUGUUUGAACCUUUAACCCUUUGAGCACUCUGAAAACGGCCGCACUGUUUCACACAGGAGACUCCAAAGGCCUUAACAAAAUGAUGGUGCAUUCCCAAUGACUCCAAAUUUGCUGCAACUGUAUGUGAGAGACUGAAGCAAUAAAUUGAAUGGCAGGGACGAUGUCAUAGCUAGAUAUUUAAAAUUAGAAAAUUUCGCUGCAGUAAAACUCCAAUGAUGUCAGAAACUAUAAACGGUACAUAAAUUAAGCACCACUUUAGAAUAAAAAAAAAAAGUAAA
This is a messenger RNA of Labeo rohita (rohu), 6267 nucleotides long. RefSeq names its product GLIS family zinc finger 2b (gene glis2b). Gene Ontology annotation, biological process: regulation of transcription by RNA polymerase II; smoothened signaling pathway. Lineage: Eukaryota; Metazoa; Chordata; Actinopteri; Cypriniformes; Cyprinidae. Gene Ontology annotation, cellular component: nucleus. The coding region runs from base 806 to 2284 and encodes 492 amino acids. The transcript has 7 exons. The record is from RefSeq and is a predicted model, not a curated record. Gene Ontology annotation, molecular function: RNA polymerase II cis-regulatory region sequence-specific DNA binding; DNA-binding transcription factor activity, RNA polymerase II-specific.